Messenger RNA from Hibiscus syriacus, 432 nucleotides. RefSeq lists its product as uncharacterized. Lineage: Eukaryota; Viridiplantae; Streptophyta; Magnoliopsida; Malvales; Malvaceae. The coding region runs from base 1 to 432 and encodes 143 amino acids. The record is from RefSeq and is a predicted model, not a curated record. The transcript has 2 exons.
AUGGCUUUUAGAUCAACCGGUUGUUUGAAGCAGCUUAUAACCAAUCAUUUGCGGGGAAAAGCGACGUAUGCGACCUCAACGCCACCCAGACUGAAAUCCUACGCACCGACAGCUGAUCAUUUCGGGCACUCUCCGCCAAAGAAAAAGGGGGAUUAUGUGGCCAUCUAUGUUGCUGUUGGCAUGAUAGCGUUGGCAACCACACUGGGGGUUCACACGGUGGUGCAACAGGUGCAGAACUCGCCGCAAGUGCGAGUUAACAAGGAAAGGAGGGAGAGUUUACCCGAGAUGGAGGAGCCGGAACGAGUGGUGGAUGAGGCUCACAAGUUCCUGAAGCAGUCCUUUAGGAAAGUUGCGCAUGUUCAGAAGAGCGACGAUGACUAUGCCAUUGAGGAUCCCACACGGGCUGAUAUGUUCGCCGUAACACCAAAGUGA